AUGAAUAAUUCAAAAGUUUUAAUUAAAAGAGAAUGGACCAGCAUUGGUUCAUUAGAUGAAAGUAAAGUUGGUCAAAAAGUUUUAAUUCGUGCUCGUAUUGCAACCAGUCGUCUUCAAGGUGCCAAUUUAUGUUUCCUUCAAUUAAGAGAAAAAUUAUUUACAGUUCAAGCUGUUAUUGCCAAAGGUGGUGUUUGUUCAAAAUCAAUGGUUAAAUUUGCAGGUGAUAUUACUCGUGAAUCAAUUGUCGAUAUCGAAGGUACCAUUUCAAAAACACAAGUACCAAUCGAAUCAGCCACCCAAAAGAAUGUUGAAUUACACGUCACUUCAUUAUUUGUUGUUUCAGAAGCCCAACAACUCCCAAUUUUACUUGAAGAUCUCUCAAGAAACCAAGCUCUUCUUGAUCAACAAGACUCUGAAAUCAAUGAAAUCUCAAGAUUACUCGAAAACACCAGCCUUACCAACGAAGAAAAAGAAGAACUCACUGCCAAAAAGAGUGCCGCCUCACGUUAUGUCAAUGUCGGUUUAUCACAACGUUUACAAAAUAGAUAUUUAGAUCUUAGAGUACCAGCCAAUCUUUCAAUCUUCCGUAUUCAAUCAGCUGUUUGUGCUUUAUUCCGUGAAUUCCUUUCAGCCAAAGAUUUCACUGAAAUUCACUCACCAAAAAUUAUUUCAACUGCCUCUGAAUCUGGUGCAUCAGUUUUCAAACUUGGUUAUUUCAAUACCCACGCUUAUUUAGCUCAAUCACCACAAUUCUAUAAACAAAUGGCAAUUGCCUCAGAUUUCGACCGUGUCUUUGAAAUUGCACCAGUUUUCCGUGCUGAAAAUUCAAAUACCCAUCGUCAUUUAACUGAAUUUGUUGGUCUCGAUAUGGAAAUGGCCUUCAAAGAUCACUAUCAUGAAGUUUUAGAUACCCUCGAUGAAAUGAUGUGUUUCAUUUUCAAAGGUCUCGAAUCUCGUUUCAACAAAGAAUUAGAAACCAUCAACGGUCAAUAUCCAUUCGAACCAUUCAAAUUCACUUAUCCAUCACCACGUUUCACUUUUGAUGAAGCCGCUAAGUUCUUAGCUGAAGAAGCUGAAUUAUUAAAAGAUGAAACCUACAUUGUUCAAAAUAAUGAUUUCAGCACUCGUCAAGAAAAGAAAUUAGGUCAAAUCAUUAAAAAGAAAUUUGGCGUCGAUUUCUUUAUUGUUGAUAAAUUCCACACUGAAGUUCGUCCAUUCUAUACUAUGCCAGAUCCAAAUAAUCCAGGUUUAGCCAAUGCAUACGAUCUCUUCAUGAGAGGUGAAGAAAUUUGCUCAGGUGCUCAACGUAUUCACGAUGCUAAAUUACUCGAAGAAAAUGCCAAACAUCAUGGUAUCAAUGUUGCCGAUAUUCAAUCUUAUAUUGACUCUUUCAAAUUUGGUUGUUCGCAACAUGCUGGUGGUGGUGUUGGUUUAGAACGUGUAGUUAUGUUAUAUUUAGGUAUUUUCAAUAUUCGUAAAACUUCUCUCUUCCCUAGAGACCCACAAACUUUACUUUUAUAA
This is a messenger RNA of Dictyostelium purpureum, 1521 nucleotides long. RefSeq lists its product as uncharacterized. Bases 1 to 1521 code for a protein of 506 amino acids. Gene Ontology annotation, biological process: aspartyl-tRNA aminoacylation. The transcript has a single exon. Lineage: Eukaryota; Evosea; Eumycetozoa; Dictyosteliales; Dictyosteliaceae. The record is from RefSeq and is a predicted model, not a curated record. Gene Ontology annotation, molecular function: aspartate-tRNA ligase activity; RNA binding; ATP binding. Gene Ontology annotation, cellular component: cytosol; aminoacyl-tRNA synthetase multienzyme complex; cytoplasm.